Molecule: messenger RNA, 1129 nt
Organism: Argentina anserina (silverweed cinquefoil)
Lineage: Eukaryota; Viridiplantae; Streptophyta; Magnoliopsida; Rosales; Rosaceae
Product: NEDD8-conjugating enzyme Ubc12
Exons: 6
Coding region: 346-894 (182 amino acids)
Source: RefSeq, a predicted model, not a curated record
CCCGACGAUUUAUGUCUUUAUCUUGAUUGUUUGUAUUCUUUGGAUUUUGGGUUUUACCGCUGGCUUUCCGUUUUGAUCUUUCUGUUUUUAACCAUCCACCUCUUUAGAUGAUUUGUAUUUCAGUACAUGAUGAACUGACUUUAAUUUCAAAAGGGUAGAUUUUGAUUCUGAGUGAUUUUUGGGUUUGCUUUUACGAUUUGGAAUUUGAUUUGGACUUUUAAUGUUAAGACCAUGAUUUUGAGUAUAUAAUUUCGAACAGAGUUGUAAUUUUUAGAGCCAUAAAGAAGGGGCAAAGGAGAAGAAGGAGCAGUCACCAGUGAAUAGAAGGUGUCUAGUUGUCACUCUAUGAUUAGGCUUUUCAAGGUGAAGGAAAAGCAGAAGGAGCUUGCCGAAGCCAAUGGAGGGUCACCUCUUAAGAGGCAAAGCGCUGGAGAGUUGCGCCUUCAUAAAGAUAUAUCUGAGCUGAAUCUACCAAAUUCUUGUGCAAUAUCAUUUCCCAAUGGCAAGGAUGAUCUUAUGAACUUUGAGGUUUCAAUUAAACCAGAUGAAGGAUACUACACAGGUGGUAAGUUCUUCUUUUCAUUCAAAGUUUCUCCUAUCUACCCACAUGAAGCCCCAAAAGUCAAGUGUAAGACCAAGGUCUACCAUCCUAACAUUGACCUGGAAGGAAAUGUCUGCCUCAACAUCCUACGAGAAGAUUGGAAACCUGUUCUUAAUAUUAACACCAUUGUUUAUGGAUUGUAUCAUCUUUUCACGGAACCAAAUCAUGAAGAUCCCUUAAACCAUGAUGCAGCUGCAGUGUUGAGAGACAACCCAAAGAUGUUCGAGUCCAAUGUGAGAAGGGCAAUGACUGGUGGAUAUGUGGGGCAGACCUUAUUCCCAAGAUGCAUAUAAACUUUUGUUCGGGUACACCACAGUGCUGAUUGAUAUAUUAUCUUGCCAUGGAUGUGAGAUUGUAAUAUUUGUCGUGCAGACUGCAUUUUCUUUCUUCACCUUCUUUCAAGUGUGGAUGGAAUUGUGGUGUUCGAAACUAUUCAACUUUUGUGAUGCUGCUAUAUUUGUGUAACAGAGAUGGAAUGGUUGUACUUAAUGCGUUGUCUCCGAGUACUAGUUAUGUUGCAACGGCGGA